UUGUGUUCACAAGAAUGGCAAACCUCGCUGCAGAAGCACGCUGGUCUUGCUUUCAUUGAACUGGUUAAUGAGGGUCGACUAAUGGCACACGCAACACGUGAUCACGUGCUGAGAGUUGCGAAUGAAGCAGAUUUCAUUUUGAAUCGUUUGCGAGCUGAGGAUGUGACUAAACACGCUCAGUUUGAGGUUCACGAGUUUAAUCCUCUGUUACAAUGUUCAUGA
Anisakis simplex (herring worm) is the source of this 222-nucleotide messenger RNA. The record is from the annotation of a GenBank genome assembly. NCBI's taxonomy places the organism in Eukaryota, Metazoa, Nematoda, Chromadorea, Rhabditida, Anisakidae.